Molecule: messenger RNA, 738 nt
Organism: Haliotis rubra (blacklip abalone)
Lineage: Eukaryota; Metazoa; Mollusca; Gastropoda; Lepetellida; Haliotidae
Exons: 4
Coding region: 1-600 (199 amino acids)
Source: RefSeq, a predicted model, not a curated record
AUGAAUGACGGAGGUCGGUGGGGCUUCAGCGACCAGUCGGGCUCGUGGAAAUACGUCGGGAAUGUUGACGUGGUCUUCCUCGGUGGCUACGGCGUCUUCCGGAACUCCGCCUACCUCACCGUCUACCACUACCAGAACAUCGACUGGCCCUACCCAGUGUGGGUGAGAGUGACAUUCCAGUAUUUCACGUCCACCAGCUCCAGACAAGUGCUCCUCAGUAACGGCUGCUACAACACCGACCCCGGCCAGGCCACGCUGUUCAUGACGGUGGACCCAGCCGCCAGGACACUCAGUGCCGGCAUCAAAACCAACUCCACCGACUACAACCUGUCUGUACGAUGGAACUUUGUGACAAACAGCGCCACUUGGUUGGUGGCCACGGUGCGUUAUGAUGGCCAGAGCCUCGAUCUGAAUAUCAGGGACAAAGAUGUGCCGUCAUCAAGCACGAGCCAAAGCCUUCAAGCGGAAGGUGAAAUCAAGAGAAGCUCUUGUGCUUUGAGGAUAGGCCGAGGCAGCAAUGGGGAGACCAUGUUUACAGGCAACAUAGACGAGGUGUCCAUAUACGCGACAUGUCAGAAUCCGCCGGCUGCUGAUGUCUGAAGAUGUCGCCCUGACGUCUCAGCGAGUGUCUACCCUAGUCCGGGCCAUACACCCCGUUGAGAGGACCUGGUCAAUGUCAACCUCAUCUCGUUGUAUUACACACGCUACUCCGUCAUAAACCACAGCUUCUGCACUCUC